AUGAACGUUCCCGCCGGCGCCCUCGAUCAAUUGUACAUCGACACCUACCCCUCGUCCUUCAAGGAGAACGAAGAGCGCUUCCGUCUCAAGGAGACCAUUGUGUCUUCCUUCAGCGAGCUUCUUGUUCGCGACCAAACGUCGUGCACCGUCUUUCAACGCUCAUCAACCCUUGGGGCCGCUCCUCUGGAUGCCGCCUCCGUGUUUUUCCCCAUUCUCCAUGAGGAUGGGAUGUGGAGCCUCAUUGUCAUCCUGCCUAGCUACCGGUGCAUCUUGCACUUCCUCUGGGCUCGCGUCGACAGAGUCCUCGCUCGCCAGUUGGAGAGUGCCUGUUGCCUCCGCUGGUAUUCAAGCCUUCCCGAGCCUACUGGAUGGGAGAAGUACACUGCAAGGGACAAGAAGAACCCAGGAGAGUGGCCUGCAGUUCACUACAAUACCUAG
Vanrija pseudolonga is the source of this 438-nucleotide messenger RNA. RefSeq lists its product as uncharacterized. The coding region runs from base 1 to 438 and encodes 145 amino acids. The transcript has 3 exons. Lineage: Eukaryota; Fungi; Basidiomycota; Tremellomycetes; Trichosporonales; Trichosporonaceae. The record is from RefSeq and is a predicted model, not a curated record.